AUGGCGCUGCCAGCGCCCCCUAGGGCCUUCUGCCAGGACAGGACCUGCAGCGAUCAUGAGUUCUGUGGAGAGAAGACUGCUGGUGGAGAAACUGGCUGCCUCUGUAGAGCCAUUUUUGCCUCCAAGUACAGAGAGACCAACUCUUUGGGUGACUCACCGGUCUGCAGUCUGAACUCUGCUUCUCUGACUCUGGUCGGUUGUCUCCUGGAGGAAAAAGGCAUCGACUAUUCUGCCUUACAGCUGAAAGAGGCGACCUGCAGAGGACAGGUGGAUGAGCAGAGCCACAUGGUGACUUUCAGCUUCAACAGCUCCAACCUAUGUGGGACUGAAAUCAUGAAAAACAACAGCCAAACUGUCUACAAAAACACCAUCAUGACCCAGAACCUUUCCUCUGAUGGGAUUACCCGCCAAGACCAGGUUUCCAUCGACUUCUCCUGCACUCACACUGAUCCUGAUAUACAGACUGUGGCCUUCAGAGUCAAGUCCAGCUCUGUGGUCCAAGUCAUCUCAUCCGGACCUUGGAAUUACUCUCUGACGAUGAAGGCCUACGCUGACGCCGGCCGAACACAAGCUGUGGAUUCAAACACAGAAAUACAACUCAACCAGAAGGUCUGGGUGGAGCUGGACACCGACGGCCUGGAUGAAAACCUGGUUGCUGUGGUAACCGACUCCUGCUGGGCAACAGACCAGGCCUCCCCCUCUGAUGGUCGCAAAUAUUACCUGAUUAAGAAUGGUUGUCCAAACUCUGAGGACCAGACGGUGAAGGUGGAAGGAAACGGAGAGGGAACCUCCAACUACUUCUCCUUCAACAUGUUCCAGUUCUCUGGAAGCUCUGCUGAGGUCUACCUGCACUGUAAACUGCAGCUGUGUGUCAAACAAGAGAACAACUGCGUCAAGGUGCCCCUUCUCUAA
Messenger RNA from Cyprinodon variegatus (sheepshead minnow), 912 nucleotides. RefSeq names its product uromodulin-like. NCBI's taxonomy places the organism in Eukaryota, Metazoa, Chordata, Actinopteri, Cyprinodontiformes, Cyprinodontidae. The transcript is spliced from 6 exons. The record is from RefSeq and is a predicted model, not a curated record. The coding region runs from base 1 to 912 and encodes 303 amino acids.